AUGAAUAUAUUUAUAAAGGUACUUAAUGGCCAUAAUAGUAUCAAUAGUAAAAGUAGUAUAAAUCUUGUAAAUAAUAAUAAUAGCAGUAGUAAUAGUAAUAGUAAUAAUAAUAGUAGUGGUGGAGUUCACACAUAUUCAAGAACCACAAUUGCCAUACCCAAUUGUGCAGUUCCCUAUUCAAAGCUUUUAAAAGAUGAACAUGAAAGAGAUACAACCAAUACCAAGCUAGAAUUCUAUCCAGAUGAUCCACUGGUCAGCGAAGAAUCUGUGAGAUUCAUAAUCGAUUUUCUCAACAAAAUACAUGAAUAUUUGAUUAAGUACAAAAAACAAUACCAUUUAAAAGAUGGCAUUGAAUCAAUCAACAUAAAAGAUAUCUUGGAUCAUACUUUAUAUUUAGAUAAUAACAACAAUAACAAACAUAAAAAUAAUAAUAACAAUAGCAACAAUAAUAAUAAUAAUAAUAAUAAUAAUAAUAUUAGUAGUUUUAGUAAAAUAUAUAUAAACAGCAACAACAACAAUAAUAAGAAUAAUAAUAGUUUUGAACAGGUGCCGUUGUCGAAUUCAUUGCAACGAGAUGAAAAUGGUAAUUUUAUUUCUUUUGAUAGUUUUUCUGAAAGUGGUAAUGGAAGUGGUAAUGGUAAUGGUAAUGGUUUUAAUGGUGGUAGUGGUAGUGGUAGUGGAUAUGUCAAGUUACCGGCUGUUUCUGAACAUGUCAAACCAAAGAAACAGAAUACAUUCAAAUCAUUACUCUACAAUCAUGUCAAUCUAUUUAAACAUGGUAAAAGCGUGGAGUCACUAGUGGCAACAGCAGAGUACUUUGGUGUUAUUGAAAACCUCUUAAUAAGAGCGAUUCGUCACCAAAUCGAAUUGGUACUGUUUCAAUCGACAAGUGUUGAGAAUGCACGUUCUUACUUUGGUAUCACUCACGAUUUCGAUCCACUAGAGGAGGAACGAAUCCAAAAGGAACACAAUUUCAUACAGACUAGCUACGCAUCACAAGAAGAGUGUCAAAAUGAAAAUAACUAUCGUUCUUAUAUAGGAGAGAAUGACCAUCACAUAACAUCAUCAACAACAUCAUCAUCAUCAUCCAAUCAGCAACAACAACAACAGGACAGUAGGAAUUGUAGUCAUAUUCAUAAUGAUGAUGAAGACAAUAACUAUGACACUGAUAUUACACAAAUGAUAAAGCCAAGACGUUUGAUCAAGCCAAUCAGUGACCAUUUUGUCGUAGCUUGUCAUGCGUGUAAUCAACAGUUCUCCUUGUCGAAUCGACGUAGUCAUUUAUCAAACGAUCACAUAUUCCCAGUCCGGUGUAUAGCUGUCUCAAAGAUCGGUUGUUCUAUUCGAAUCUCAGAGUCUGUGAGAACUGCCAUCACUAUCUUACCAAUGACAAAGACCGCGAAACACUGGUUCCUGCGCUGA
Molecule: messenger RNA, 1422 nt
Organism: Heterostelium album PN500
Lineage: Eukaryota; Evosea; Eumycetozoa; Acytosteliales; Acytosteliaceae
Product: SKP1 family protein
Exons: 3
Coding region: 1-1422 (473 amino acids)
Source: RefSeq, a predicted model, not a curated record